Molecule: messenger RNA, 8581 nt
Organism: Propithecus coquereli (Coquerel's sifaka)
Lineage: Eukaryota; Metazoa; Chordata; Mammalia; Primates; Indriidae
Gene: PTPN13
Product: protein tyrosine phosphatase, non-receptor type 13 (APO-1/CD95 (Fas)-associated phosphatase)
Exons: 48
Coding region: 464-7948 (2494 amino acids)
Biological process (GO): peptidyl-tyrosine dephosphorylation
Cellular component (GO): cytoskeleton; nucleus; cytoplasm
Molecular function (GO): phosphatidylinositol 3-kinase regulatory subunit binding; protein tyrosine phosphatase activity
Source: RefSeq, a predicted model, not a curated record
AGCUUCAGCGGCCGCGCUGAGGCGAGGGUGACACACCAUGCUCACGGCCCCUAGAGACCGUCGUGCUGGCGAGCCGCACUCCCUAGCUCCCCGGUCCGCCUCGGCAGCGCUUAGAGUCUGCUGCAGGAGUUGAGCCGUCCGCGCCCGAAGAUUUUGACGAAGCUCUCGGAGGCGCGCAGAGCACAGUAGGGCGGCGAGGGUGCGCGAGCGCUCUGGGGUCAGGCAGUCGGCGGGGUCGCCUCUGGAGGGGCGUUUCCGAGGCGAGGAGGAGGAGGAGGAGAUGCUGCUCUUCUUCUUUCCCUCCCCAGGCUCCUCCAGCUCCUUCGGCCCACGCCCGCUGCCGCUUGGGGGAGAAGAGGUGGUGGCUCGCGGCGGCUGCCGGCGGCCCGCCCCGACGCCGCGUCCCCGCAGCCCUCGCCCGGCGCUCCAGUAGCAGGACGCGGUCUCCGGACGAGCCGGUAAUAUGCACGUGUCACUAGCUGAGGCCCUGGAGGUUCGGGGUGGACCACUGCAGGAGGAAGAAAUAUGGGCUGUACUAAAUCAAAGUGCUGAAAGUCUCCAAGAAUUAUUCAGAAAAGUAAGCAUAGCUGAUCCUGCUGCCCUUGGGUUCAUCAUUUCUCCAUGGUCUCUGCUGUUGCUGCCUUCUGGUAGUGUGUCAUUUACAGAUGAAAAUAUUUCCAAUCAGGAUCUCCGAGCAUUCACUGCACCAGAGGUUCUUCAAAAUCAAUCACUAACUUCUCUCUCAGAUGUUGAAAAGAUCCAUAUUUAUUCUCUUGGAAUGACAUUGUAUUGGGGGGCUGAUCAUGAAGUACCUCAGAGCCAACCUAUCAAGCUUGGAGAUCAUCUCAACAGCAUACUGCUGGGAAUGUGUGAGGAUGUUAUUUAUGCUCGGGUUUCUGUUCGGACUGUCCUGGAUGCUUGCAGUGCCCACAUUAGGAAUAGCAAUUGUGCACCUUCAUUUUCCUAUGUGAAACACCUGGUAAAACUGGUUCUGGGCAAUCUUUCUGGGACGGAUCAACUUUCCGGUAACAGUGAACAAAGGCCUGAUCGAAGCCAGGCUAUUCGAGACCGACUGAGAGGAAAAGGAUUACCAACAGGAAGAAGCUCUUCUUCUGAUGUACUAGACAUACACAAGUCUCCAUUCUCUCAUCAGACCUUUCUUAACAAAGGGCUUAGUAAAUCUAUGGGAUUUCUGUCUAUCAGAGACACACAAGAUGAGGAAGAUUGUUUCAAGGACAUUUUAUCAGAUAACAAUUCUGGGCAUGAAGAGUCCGAAAAUACGUGCUCCCCUUACCGGUUCAAAACUAGUGGCCCAGAAAAAAAAGUUAUCCCUGGCAUUGAUGUGCUUCCUAAGAAGAAAAUCUGGGCUUCAUCCAUGGACUUGCUUUGUACAGCUGACAGAGACUUCUCUUCUGGAGAGACUGGCACGUCCCACCACUGUCACCCUGAGGCAGUUACAGUGCGGACUUCAACUACUCCUAGAAAAAAGGAGGCAAGAUACUCAGAUGGAAGUAUAGCCUUGGAUAUCUUUGGCCCUCAGAAAAUGGAUCCAGUAUAUCACACUCGAGAAUUGCCCACAUCCACAGCAAUAUCAAGUGCUUUGGACCGAAUCCGAGAGAGACAAAAGAAACUUCAGGUUCUGAGAGAAGCCAUGAAUGUAGAAGAACCAAUUCGAAGAUACAAGACUUACCACAGUGACAUCUUUAGUACCUCCAGUGAAAGUCCAUCUAUUAUUUCCUCUGAAUCAGAUUUCAGACAAGUUAGAAGAAGCGAAGCCUCAAGGAGGUUUGAAUCCAGCAGUGGUCUCCCAGGGGUAGAUGAAACCCCAAGUCAAGGCCAGUCACAGAGACCAAGCAGACAAUAUGAAACACCCCUUGAAGGCAACUUAAUUAAUCAAGAGAUCAUGCUAAAACGGCAAGAAGAAGAAAUGAUGCAGCUGCAAGCCAGAAUGGCCCUUAGACAGUCUCGGUUGAGCCUGUAUCCAGGAGACACGAUCAAAGCUUCCAUGCUUGACAUCACCAGGGAUCCCUUAAGAGAAAUUGCCCUAGAAACAGCCAUGACCCAAAGAAAACUGAGAAAUUUCUUCGGCCCUGAGUUUGUGAAAAUGACGAUUGAACCAUUUAUAUCUUUAGAUUUGCCGCGGUCUAUCCUUACCAAGAAAGGGAAGAAUGAGGAUAACCGAAGGAAAGUAAACAUAAUGCUUCUGAGUGGGCAGAGACUGGAACUGACCUGUGAUACCAAAACUAUAUGUAAAGAUGUGUUCGAUAUGGUCGUGGCCCAUAUCGGCUUAGUGGAGCAUCAUUUGUUUGCUUUAGCUACCCUCAAAGAUAAUGAAUAUUUCUUUGUUGAUCCUGAUUUAAAAUUAACCAAAGUGGCCCCAGAGGGAUGGAAAGAAGAACCAAAGAAAAAGAGCAAAGCCACUAUUAAUUUUACUUUGUUUUUCCGAAUUAAAUUUUUCAUGGAUGAUGUUAGUCUAAUACAACAUACUCUGACCUGUCAUCAGUAUUACCUUCAGCUGCGAAAAGAUAUCUUGGAGGAGAGGAUGCACUGCGAUGAUGAGACUUCCUUGUUGCUGGCAUCCUUGGCUCUCCAGGCUGAGUAUGGAGAUUAUCAGCCAGAGGUUCAUGGUGUAUCUUAUUUUAGACUGGAACAUUAUUUGCCUGCCAGAGUAAUGGAGAAACUUGAUUUAUCCUAUAUUAAAGAAGAGUUACCCAAAUUGCACAAUACCUAUGUGGGAGCUUCUGAAAAAGAGACAGAGUUAGAAUUUUUAAAGGUCUGCCAAAGACUGACAGAAUAUGGAGUUCAUUUUCACCGAGUGCACCCUGAGAAAAAGUCACAAACGGGAAUAUUGCUUGGAGUCUGUUCCAAAGGUGUCCUUGUGUUCGAAGUUCACAACGGAGUUCGCACAUUGGUCCUUCGCUUUCCAUGGAGGGAAACCAAGAAGAUUUCUUUUUCUAAAAAGAAAAUCACAUUGCAAAAUACAUCAGAUGGAAUAAAACAUGCCUUCCAGACAGAAAACAGUAAGGUAUGCCAGUACCUGCUGCACCUCUGCUCUUCCCAGCAUAAGUUCCAGCUACAGAUGAGAACAAGACAAAGCAACCAAGAUGCCCAAGAUAUCGAGAGAGCUUCGUUUAGGAGCCUGAAUCUCCAAGCAGAGUCCGUUAGAGGAUUUAAUAUGGGACGAGCAGUCAGCACUGGCAGUCUGGCCGGCAGCACCCUGAACAAACUUGCCGUUCGACCUUUGUCAGUUCAAGCUGAGAUUCUGAAGAGGCUCUCCUGCUCUGAGCUGUCGCUUUACCAGCCAUUGCAAAACAAUUCAAAAGAGAAGAGUGACAAAGCUUCAUGGGAGGAAAAGCCCAGAGGGAUGAGUAAAUCAUACCAUGAUCUCAGUCAGGCCUCUCUCUAUCCUCAUCGGAAAAAUGUCAUUGUUAACAUGGAAUCCCCACCACAAACCAUUGCGGAGCUCGUGGGAAAACCUUUUCACCAGAUGGGAAGAUCUGAUACAGAAUCUUUGGCAGGAUUCACAAAACUUAAUAAUUCAAAGUCUGUUGCAAGUUUAAAUAGAAGUCCUGAAAGGAGGAAACAUGAAUCAGACUCCUCAUCCAUUGAAGACCCUGGUCAAGCAUGUGUUCUAGGAAUGACUAUACAUAGUUCUGGAAAUGCUUCAUCCCAAGUAUCCUUAAAAGAAAAUGAUAUACUACACAAAAGAUGGAGCAUAGUAUCUUCACCAGAAAGGGAGAUCACGUUGGUGAACCUGAAAAAAGAUGCAAAGUAUGGCUUAGGAUUUCAAAUUAUUGGUGGGGAGAAGAUGGGAAGACUGGAUCUAGGGGUAUUUAUCAGUUCAAUCACCCCUGGAGGACCAGCUGACUUGGAUGGAUGCUUAAAGCCAGGAGACCGUUUGAUAUCUGUGAAUAGUGUGAGUCUGGAGGGAGUCGGCCACCAUGCUGCCAUUGAAAUACUGCAAAAUGCACCUGAAGAUGUGACGCUUGUUAUCUCUCAGCCAAAAGAAAAGAUAUCCAAAGUGCCUUCUACUCCUGUACAUCUUGCCAAUGGGAUGAAAAACUACCUGAAGAAACCUUCCUACAUGCAAGACGGUGCUAUAGAUUCUUCUGAGGAUCACCACUGGCCACGUGGUACUCUGAGGCACAUCUCAGAGAGCUCCUUUGGACUGUCUGGGGGCCUGCGGGAAGGAAGCCUGAGUUCUCAGGAUUCCAGGACUGAGAGUGCCAGCUUGUCCCAGAGCCAGGUCAAUGGUUUCUUUGCCAGCCAUUUGGGUGACCAAACCUGGCAGGAAUCACAGCAUGUCAGCUCUUCCCCAUCUGUAGUAUCCAAAGGCACCGAGAAAAAGAGGAUUUCCACUGACAGUAACCGAAGCAAAGCUAAAAAGCCAGGCAUUUCAGAUGCAACAGAUUACUCGGACCGUGGAGAUUCAGACAUGGAUGAAGCCACUUAUUCCAGCAGCCAGGAUCAUCAAACACCAAAAAAGGAACCUUCCUCCUCAAUGAAUACAUGCAACAAAAUGAAUUUUAAAACUUUUUCUUCAUCACCUCCUAAACCUGGCGAUAUCUUUGAGGUUGAACUGGCUAAAAAUGAUAACAGCUUGGGGAUAAGUGUCACGGUACUGUUUGACAAGGGAGGUGUGAAUACCAGUGUCAAACAUGGUGGCAUUUAUGUGAAAGCUGUUAUUCCCAAGGGAGCAGCAGAGUCUGAUGGUAGAAUUCACAAAGGUGAUCGUGUUCUCGCUGUCAAUGGAGUUAGUCUGGAAGGAGCAACCCAUAAGCAAGCUGUGGAAACACUGAGAAAUACAGGACAGGUAGUUCAUCUGUUGCUAGAAAAGGGACAGUCUCCAGCAUCCAAAGAACAUAUCCCUGUGACACCACAGUGUACCCUUUCAGAUCAGAAUGCCCAAGAUCAAGCCCCAGAAACAAUGGUGAAGAAAACAACUCAUGUUAAAGACUACAGCUUUGUCACUGAAGAAAAUACAUUUGAGGUAAAAUUGUUUAAAAAUAGCUCAGGCCUAGGAUUCAGUUUUUCUCGAGAAGAUAAUCUUAUACCCGAGCAAAUGAAUGUGAGCAUAGUAAGGGUUAAAAAGCUCUUUCCUGGACAGCCAGCCGCAGAAAGUGGAAAAAUUGAUGUGGGAGAUGUUAUCUUGAAAGUGAAUGGAGCCUCUUUGAAAGGACUGUCUCAGCAGGAAGUCAUAUCUGCUCUCAGGGGAACUGCUCCAGAAGUAUCCUUGCUUCUCUGUAGACCUCCACCUGGUGUGCUACCGGAAAUUGAUACUGCUCUUUUGACCCCACUUCACUCUCCAGCACAAGUACUUCCAAACAAUAGUAAAGACUCUUCUCAACCCUCAUGUGUGGAGCAAAGCACUAGCUCAGAUGAAAAUGAAAUGCCUGACAAAAGGAAGAAACGUUGCAAGUCCCCAUCCAGAAGAGACAGUUAUAGUGACAGCAGUGGGAGUGGAGAAGAUGACUUAGUGAAAACUCCAGCAAAGACAUCAACUAUGACCUGGGGUUCAACUUUGCAUCAGACUCUAAGCAACAUGGUAUCACAGGCACAGAGUCAACAAGAAGCACCCAAGACUCAAGAAGAUACUAUUUGUACCAUGUUUUACUAUCCUCAGAAAAUUCCCAAUAAACCAGAAUUUGAAGACAGUAAUCCUCCUUCCCCUAUACCACUGGAUGUGCCUCCUGGGCAGAGUUAUCAACCCCAGUCAGAAUCUGCUUCCUCUAAUUCGAUGGAUAAAUAUCAUAUACAUCACAUGUCUGAACCAACUAGACAGGAAAACUUGACAUCUCUGAAAAAUGACUUGGAAAACCACCUUGAAGAUUUUGAGCUGGAAGUAGAACUCCUCAUUAUCCUAAUUAAAUCAGAAAAGGGGAGCCUAGGUUUUACAGUCACCAAAGGCAAUCAGAGCAUUGGUUGUUAUGUUCAUGAUGUCAUACAGGAUCCAGCCAAAAGUGAUGGAAGGCUGAAACCUGGGGACCGACUCAUAAAGGUUAAUGAUACAGACGUUACAAAUAUGACUCACACAGAUGCAGUGAAUCUGCUCCGAGCAGCACCCAAGACAGUCAGAUUAGUCCUUGGGCGAGUUCUGGAAUUACCCAGGAUGCCAGUGUUGCCUCAUUUGCUACCUGACAUUACAUUAACAUGCAACAAAGAGGAGUUGGGUUUUUCCUUAUCUGGAGGUCAUGACAGCCUUCAUCAAGUGGUAUAUAUUAGUGAUAUUAAUCCAAGGUCAAUUGCAGCUACUGAGGGUAAUCUCCAGCUAUUAGAUGUCAUCCAUUAUGUGAAUGGAGUCAGCACACGAGGAAUGACCUUGGAAGAAGCUAACAGAGCGUUAGACAUGUCACUUCCUUCAGUGGUAUUGAAAGCAACAAGAGAUGGUCAUCCAGUGGUCCCCAGUUCAAAGAGGUCUGCCAUUUCAACUCCAAAGUCAACCAAAGCCAAUGGUCACCACAGUGUAGAGCCUUGUGGCCAGCCUGCCCUGACUCCUAAUAAUUCAUUCUCCAAGGUUGAUGGGGAAGAAAUCGUUGAAGUUUUGUACCCUGAAGGAAAAUGUUCUGCUUAUCAAAUGAAGGGAUCAGCAGACCUGACUCUGUCCAAAGAAUCUGAUAUACAAGAAGAUGACAUUUAUGAUGACCCUCAAGAAGCUGAAGUCAUCCAGUCUCUGCUGGAUGUUGUGGAUGAGGAAGCCCAGAAUCUUUUAAACCAAAAUAAUGCAGCAGGAGAUGCCUGUGUUUCAGGUAUGUUGAAGACAAAUGGGAAGUUAUCAGAAGAGAGAGCAGAAGAUACAGACUGUGAUGGUUCACCUUUACCUGAGGAUUUUUCUCAGUCUACCAAAAUAAAUGGCUGUGAAGAACAUUGUGAAGAAAACAUAAAAAGUGAAACCUUAAUUCAGAAGACACAAGAAAGGAAGACUGAUGAGGAUGAAAUAACAUGGGGAAGUGAGGAAUUGCCAAUAGAGAGAACAAACCACGAAGAUUCCGAUAAAGAUCAUCCCUUUCUGACAAACGAGGAGCUUGCUGCACUCCCUGUCGUCAAAGUGCUUCCCUCUGGCAAAUACACUGGUGCUAAGUUAAAAUCAGUCAUUCGAAUGUUGCGGGGUUUACUAGAACAAGGAAUUCCUUCCAAGGAGCUGGAGAAUCUUCAAGAAUUAAAACCUUUGGAUCAGUGUCUAAUUGGACAAACUAAGGAAAACAGAAAGAAGAACAGAUAUAAAAAUAUACUUCCAUAUGAUGCCACAAGAGUGCCUCUUGGAGAUGAAGGUGGGUACAUCAAUGCCAGCUUCAUUAAGAUACCAGUGGGGAAAGAAGAGUUCGUUUACAUCGCCUGCCAAGGACCUCUCCCCACAACCGUCGGAGAUUUCUGGCAGAUGAUUUGGGAACAAAAAUCCACCGUGAUAGCCAUGAUGACCCAAGAAGUAGAAGGAGAAAAAAUCAAGUGCCAGCGUUAUUGGCCUAACAUCCUAGGCAAAACGACAAUGGUCAACGACAGGCUUCGGCUGGCUCUUGUGCGAAUGCAGCAGCUGAAGGGCUUUGUGGUGAGGGCAAUGACCCUAGAAGAUAUUCAGACAGGAGAGGUGCGACAUAUUUCUCAUCUGAAUUUCACUGCCUGGCCAGACCACGAUACCCCUUCUCGGCCAGACGAUCUGCUCACUUUCAUCUCUUACAUGAGACACAUCCACAGAUCAGGCCCAGUCAUCACGCACUGCAGCGCUGGCAUCGGACGUUCAGGGACCCUGAUAUGCAUAGAUGUAGUUCUAGGAUUGAUCACUCAAGAUCUGGAUUUUGACAUCUCUGAUUUAGUGCGCUGCAUGAGACUACAAAGACAUGGAAUGGUUCAGACAGAGGAUCAAUAUAUUUUCUGCUAUCAAGUCAUCCUUUAUGUCUUGACACGUCUUCAAGCUGAAGAAGAGCAAAAAGAGCAGCCUCAGCUUCUGAAAUGACAUGAAAAGCCUUCUGGAUGCAUUUCCAUGUCUCCCCUUAACCUCCAGCAGACGCCUGCUCUCUAUUUAAAAUAAUGAUCACAGAGCAGCAAGUCCAUACAGUAUCAUUAUGCUUAUUCUCUUCUAUCUUAGAGGAGUAUUCUUCAUUACAAUAUUAUAAAUAAAGUUGAAAUGCUGUAUUUUUACAGCUACUUUAACCUAUGAUAAUUAUUAAAAAAUUUUAACACUAACUGAACAGUACAGAUCUUAGGGAUAACUAAAGACAGCAUUUUAUUAUAGCAGACGUUGUUAUAAGGACACGCUGAGUCUAUUUUUAAUGCACCAAUCUUGUUUAUAGUAAAAAUUUUUUCCAGUAUUUUAAUAGAGUUAUUUUAUAGGGGAUACUUGAAACCAGUAUUUAAGCUUUAAAUGACAGUAAUAUUGGCAUAGGAAAAAAGUAGCAAAUGUUUACUGUAUCAGGUUCUAAUGUUUACUAUAUAGAAUUUACUGUAAUAUAUUUAUAUACUUUUUCAUGAAAAUGGAGUUAUCAGUUAUCUGUUUGUAACUGCAUCAUCUGUUUGUAAUGCAUCAUCUCACUUUGUAAAUAAAAAUACACCUUAAAACAUGAACAAGCCAAAACUGUGUGCAAACAAA